UAUUCUGGACGCAAGGAUUAUCGUCGCUGGGUUCGGUCCUGGGUUUGAAAAAGGAGCUUUGUCUUUUACCUACAGAAUUGUAACAUCGGCACUAGGUGGACACGAUCAUGCCCUUCGGCAACACCCACAACAAGAUGAAGAUGAACUACUCCGCGGAGCAGGAGUUUCCCGACCUCAGCAAGCACAACAACCACAUGGCCAAGGUGCUCACCCUGGAUAUGUACGAGCGGUUGCGGGACAAGGAGACUUCCAGUGGCUUCACUCUCGAUGAUGUCAUUCAGACUGGCGUUGACAAUCCAGGACAUCCCUUCAUCAUGACGGUGGGCUGCGUGGCUGGAGAUGAGGAGACCUAUGAUGUCUUCAAGGAACUCCUGGACCCUGUCAUUGAGGACCGACAUGGUGGAUACAAACCCACAGAUAAACACAAGACUGAUCUCAACCCAGAGAACCUACAGGGGGGUGACGACCUGGAUCCCAACUACGUGCUGAGCUCCAGAGUCCGGACUGGAAGAAGCAUCCAUGGAUUCUGCCUGCCACCGCACUGCAGUCGUGGGGAGCGACGCACCAUUGAGGCCCUAGCCAUUGAUAGCUUAAGUGUCCUGGAUGGUGACCUGAAAGGCAAAUACUAUGCUCUGAAAAACAUGACAGAGGAGGAACAGCAGCAGCUGAUUGAUGACCACUUCCUGUUUGACAAGCCUGUCUCUCCUCUGCUGCUGGCUUCUGGAAUGGCACGGGAUUGGCCUGAUGCGAGGGGAAUCUGGCACAAUGACAACAAAACCUUCCUGGUCUGGGUGAAUGAGGAGGACCACCUGCGUGUGAUAUCCAUGCAAAAGGGAGGCAACAUGAGGGAGGUCUUCACCCGCUUCUGUACCGGUCUCACUAAGAUUGAGGCCCUGUUCAAGGAAAAGGGUCACGAAUUCAUGUGGAACGAGCACCUGGGUUAUGUCUUGACAUGUCCCUCAAAUCUUGGUACUGGCCUCCGAGCUGGUGUGCACGUCAAGCUGCCCAACCUCAGCAAGCAUGACAAGUUUGGUGAGGUUCUCAAGAGACUGAGGCUUCAGAAGCGUGGAACAGGUGGCGUGGACACUGCUGCUGUCGGUGGAGUUUUUGACAUCUCCAAUGCUGACCGGCUGGGCUUCUCUGAAGUGGAGCUGGUGCAGAUGGUGGUGGAUGGUGUGAACUUGCUGAUUGAGAUGGAAAAGCAGCUGGAGAACGGGGAGUCUAUUGAUGACCUCAUUCCUGACCAAAAGUGAACGCUUGCUCCUUGCCCCCCUCUAAUCACUUGUACCCAAUUCCCUGCAGCUCUGCCCUUCAAAUGCAUUUUAACCACAUCAGCAAACAAACCCAGUUAGCAGCAUUGAAGUUUGAGUCUUCCAGAGUGAAAAUGAAUUUUUGUAUCUCAGCUUGCAAUGUUGAGGAUGGUUCUUCAAUAAAAUAAAAUAUUUGACCCAUG
Molecule: messenger RNA, 1453 nt
Organism: Scleropages formosus (Asian bonytongue)
Lineage: Eukaryota; Metazoa; Chordata; Actinopteri; Osteoglossiformes; Osteoglossidae
Product: creatine kinase B-type
Exons: 8
Coding region: 108-1253 (381 amino acids)
Biological process (GO): phosphocreatine biosynthetic process
Molecular function (GO): creatine kinase activity
Source: RefSeq, a predicted model, not a curated record